AUGACCAAACAGAACAUGGAGUCACAGUCUGCUACAAUCAAGCGUCUUGAGACAACCGUUGGACAACUCUCAGGGACUUUGAACCAGAUGCAACAGCAGCAACAGCCAGGGAAACUCCAUGGACAAGGAUUGCAACCUCAUCAAGCUCAAGCUGUCACAGUCUUACGAAGUGGGAAGAAGGUGGACAACAAAGUAGAGAUCCCCACUGACGAGAUCCCUAAAGAAACUCGUGAGGAGGAGAUGGUGAAAGAAUUACCUCCACCGAGAGAAGAAGAACAGCAAGGAGAGCCCUCAGAGCCACUUCACAAGGCCACCAAGCCCUAUAGACCUCCGAUUCCGUACCCAGGGCGGUUGAGGAAUGGGAAGCAAGACCAACAAUUCACCGACUUCUACAACAUGUUGGCAAAGGUGAAUGUUAACCUACCACUUCUAGACGUGAUCAGAAACGUCCCGGCCUAUGUGAAGUUCUUUAAAGAGCUGGCGUCCAAGAAGAGAAAGUUUGUUGACAACGAGAAGAUUCUUGUAUCCGAGGUUGCAAAUUCCAUCAUGCAACAGCCCUUGCCACCAAAGCAACGAGAUCCAGGUAGUUUUGUUAUCAAUAUUGCGUUGGGGAAUGGUAAUGAGGCCUCGGGUAUGCUUGAUUUGGGGGCAGGGAUUAAUUUGAUGCCGUACUCUAUUUUUAAACAACUAGAGUUAGGCGACUUAAAACCCACUCGAAUGUGCUUGCAAUUGGCAGAUAGAUCAAUGAGAAUGUGCAUUGAUUAUCGAGAGUUGAACAAACUGACGCUUAAAAACAAAUACCCUCUUCCAAGGAUAGAUGAUUUGUUCGAUCAACUCAAAGGAGCCAGUGUAUUCUCAAAAAUAGAUUUAAGGUCUGGUUAUCAUCAACUGAAGAUCAGACCAGAUGAUAUAUCUAAGACCACUUUCCGCACAAGAUAUGGUCACUAUGAAUUCAUUGUCAUGCCAUUUGGUCUAACCAAUGCACCGGCAGUAUUCAUGGACCUCAUGAAUCGAGUUUUCCAUCCAUACUUAGACAAAUUUGUCUUAGUGUUUAUAGAUGAUAUCCUCAUCUAUUCUAAGAAUGACCAAGAACAUGAAAAUCAUUUGAGAAUCAUCCUGGAGACAUUAAAGACGGAGAAGUUGUUCGCCAAAUUCAGCAAGUGCGAAUUUUGGCUGAAAGAAGUAAUGUUUCUAGGGCACAUCGUAUCAGCAGAUGGAAUUAAGGUGGACCCCGCUAAGGUGCAAGCAGUGCGCGAGUGGAAAUCACCAACCACACCUAAUGAAAUCCGAAGUUUCUUAGGUUUGGCAGGAUACUACCGGAGAUUCAUCGAAGGAUUCUCUAAAAUAGCGAGACCAAUGACGCAAUUACUUCGCAAAGGAAUCAAGUAUAAGUGGAACGAAGAGUGUGAAGCCAGCUUCCAAGAGCUGAAGAAGAAAUUGACAACUGCACCAGUGCUAGCAGUUCCCCCGGGAAAAGCUAAUGUAGUAGCUGAUGCUUUAAGUCGUAAAACUCAAUCCGAGACAAUUCAGACCCUUGAAGAUAUGUUGAGGACAGUGGUGCUAGACCGAGAAGGAAGUUGGGAAUCAGUGCUGCCAUUGAUCGAAUUCGCCUACAACAAUAGUUACCAGACAACCAUUGAUAUGGCACCUUAUGAGACGCUGUAUGGAAGGAAGUGUAGAUCACCACUUUACUGGGAUGAAGUGGGUGAAAGAAAAAUCCUUGGGCCAGAUGCAGUAAGCGAGAUGAUCGAGACCAUCCGCCAGAUUAGAGCAAGAAUUAAA
This is a messenger RNA of Salvia miltiorrhiza (redroot sage), 1782 nucleotides long. RefSeq lists its product as uncharacterized. NCBI's taxonomy places the organism in Eukaryota, Viridiplantae, Streptophyta, Magnoliopsida, Lamiales, Lamiaceae. The annotation marks the transcript as partial. The transcript has 4 exons. Gene Ontology annotation, molecular function: nucleic acid binding. The record is from RefSeq and is a predicted model, not a curated record.